Molecule: messenger RNA, 2099 nt
Organism: Nestor notabilis (Kea)
Lineage: Eukaryota; Metazoa; Chordata; Aves; Psittaciformes; Psittacidae
Gene: PICALM
Product: phosphatidylinositol binding clathrin assembly protein
Exons: 19
Coding region: 18-1820 (600 amino acids)
Biological process (GO): clathrin-dependent endocytosis; synaptic vesicle budding from presynaptic endocytic zone membrane; clathrin coat assembly
Cellular component (GO): clathrin-coated vesicle; synaptic vesicle; extrinsic component of presynaptic endocytic zone membrane
Molecular function (GO): SNARE binding; 1-phosphatidylinositol binding; clathrin heavy chain binding
Source: RefSeq, a predicted model, not a curated record
UCCAGUGCACAAAUGAGAUGAAUGUGAACAUCCCCCAACUGGCAGACAGUUUGUUUGAAAGAACUACCAACAGUAGCUGGGUAGUGGUCUUCAAAUCUCUCAUCACAACCCAUCAUCUAAUGGUGUAUGGAAAUGAGCGUUUUAUCCAGUAUCUGGCGUCCAGAAACACGUUGUUUAAUCUGAGCAAUUUCCUAGACAAGAGUGGAUUGCAAGGUUAUAACAUGUCAACGUUUAUCAGACGGUAUAGUAGGUAUCUGAAUGAAAAGGCAGUUUCCUAUAGACAAGUGGCUUUUGACUUCACAAAAGUAAAAAGAGGGGCUGAUGGGGUGAUGAGAACAAUGAGCACAGAAAAACUCCUAAAAACUGUACCAAUUAUACAGAAUCAAAUGGAUGCACUUCUUGACUUCAAUGUCAAUAGCAAUGAGCUUACAAACGGUGUAAUUAAUGCUGCCUUCAUGCUCCUCUUCAAAGAUGCCAUUAGACUGUUUGCGGCAUAUAACGAAGGGAUUAUUAACCUCUUAGAAAAAUACUUUGAUAUGAAAAAGAACCAGUGCAAAGAAGGCCUUGAUAUAUAUAAGAAGUUCCUCACUAGAAUGACACGGAUCUCAGAGUUCCUUAAAGUUGCAGAGCAAGUUGGAAUUGACAGAGGAGACAUACCAGAUCUCUCACAGGCACCAAGUAGCCUUCUUGAUGCUUUGGAACAACAUUUAGCUUCUCUAGAAGGGAAGAAAAUCAAAGAUUGCACGGCUGCAAUCAGGGCUAUCACCCUUUUCGAUGCAGUCUCUUCCCUUGCAAGCACUGACCUGUCCCUUACAAAAGUAGAUGAAAGGGAAAAACAAGCUGCAUUAGAGGAAGAACAGGCUCGCUUAAAAGCUUUAAAGGAGCAACGUCUAAAAGAACUUGCAAAGAAACCUCAUACCUCUUUAACAACUGCAGCUUCUCCUGUGUCGACUGCAGCAGGAAGCAUAAUGACUACACCAGCCAUUGAUGUUUUUUCUACCCCUAGCUCUUCAAACAGCACUUCAAAGCUGCCAAAUGAUCUGCUUGAUUUGCAGCCAACUUUUCAUCCGUCUGUACAUCCUAUAUCUGCUGCUCCACAAGUAGGAACUACCUGGGGAGAUCCUUUUUCUGCUACUGUUGAUAGUGUUGAUGAUGCCAUUCCAAACCUAAAUCCUUUCCUUACAAAAACUAACGAUGCUGCUCAUCUGUCUGUGUCUUCUGAGGUAUCUACUUUCACCAGUAGGACACCCACACAUGAAAUGUUUGUUGGGUUCGCUCCAUCUCCUGUUGCUCAACCACAGCCAUCAGCUGGCCUUAAUGUUGACUUCGAGUCUGUGUUUGGAAACAAAUCUUCUAACGUUGUCCUAGAUUCUGGUGGCUUUGAUGAACUAGGUGGUCUCCUAAAACCAACAGUGGCCUCUCAAAACCAGAGUCUUCCAGUUGCCAAAGUACCACCAAACAAAUUAGUGUCAGAUGAUCUGGAUUCAUCUUUAGCCAAUCUUGUAGGCAAUUUGGGCAUUGGGAAUGGAACUACUAAAAAUGAUGUAAACUGGACUCAGCCAGGUGAGAAGAAACUAACAGGAGGUUCCAACUGGCAACCCAAGAUUGCACCUACAACCGCGUGGAAUGCUCCGACGCUGGCACCACCUGUCAUGGCGUAUCCUGCCACAACGCCAACGGGAAUGAUGGGCUACGGGAUGCCAUCGCAGAUGGGAGGCAUACCAGUAAUGACACAGCCAACUUUAAUAUACAGUCAGCCAGUCAUGAGACCACCAAACCCCUUUGGCCCUGUCCCAGGAGCACAGAUCCAGUUUAUGUAACUGUGUUAGACGGAAGAGAAAGGAACGUUUCCAAAAAGAUGUGCUCACCAGUAAACCCCCACUUCCAGGAAAAACAGUGAACUUCAGUCUCUCCAACUCUCCUCCUCCAUUCAGUGACACAGUGAAAUGAUGAAGAGCAAUGAAGGAACCUGGGACGACUCCGUAAGGAAUCAUCACUCUACAGAGCCAAGAACUGCCAUCAGUUCAGCCUUCAGAGCUGGUUUUUGUCCUGGUGACUGACACCUCAGUACUCCCGGUUUCCAAUAGCAUCCGUAAUCG